AUGCACGGCGAGUCACGUUCCCAGCUCGCUCAAGACGACGACGAGACACACAGUGAGGCGCUCAGCAAGGCGGACAACGGCUUUGACUCUGAUCACCCUUCUUCCCACCAAGACGAGUCUUUGAGCAGCCCCGAGCAAGAACCAAAGCUCGAAGCUCGACUACCGCCUAGCAAUGGAACUGGCGAUGUCGAGAGAAAUGCGGCAGCUGCAGGAUUCUCAAACGAUUCGAGGGGCAAACAAGAGGACGAGAGACAGGCCUUCCUGGUAAAAUGGGAGGAGGGCGAGAAGGGCAACCCGAGGAAUUUCAGCCCGGUACGAAAGGCCUUCCUCACCUUCCUCUUGGGCAUGUUGGCGCUGAGCGCGUCGUUGGGUUCGAGCAUUAUUGCUCAGGCGCAACCACAACUCGCGGAAUACUUGGGCAUCUCGGAGGAGAUUACAGUGUUCGCCGUGUCGCUGUACGUCCUUGGAUUCGUUUUUGGUCCACUUCUAUGGGCCCCGCUGAGCGAGCAGCAUGGGCGCAAAAUCAGCAUGCUGCCCGCUCUCCUUGGCCUGGGGCUCUUCAGCAUCGGCACGGCAGUCAGCAAGAAUGCCGCCUCGGUCUUUCUUACGCGCUUCUUCGCCGGCGUCUUUGGCAGCGCGCCUGUCUCUAACGUCUCUGCCGCCCUCGGCGACUUGUACGAGCCCAGGGCCAGAGGGAUCGCCGUGAGUUUCUACGCGGUGUGCACUGUCGGCGGCCCCACGCUGGGUCCCACCAUCGCUGCGGCCAUUCUCUCCGCGCCAGGCUUAGACUGGCGGUGGACCGAGUACGUCGAGGCCAUCUUCGUGUUUGGCAUUACGGUGAUAGCGUACUUCUUCAUGCCCGAAUUGUACGGCCCCGUACUACUACAGCGCAAAGCACGACGACUCCGCAAAGAGACGGGGGACAACCGAUACUGGCACCCUCACGAGUCCUCGACGAUGAACUUCAGCAACAUCCUCACAAAACACCUCAGCCGGCCGCUGCUGAUGUUGACCACCGAACCCAUCGUGACGUGCAUUGCCAUCUACGCCUCCUUCGUGUACGGCCUGCUCUACCUCGAGCUCGAAGUCUUCCCCAUUGUGUACCGGCAGCAGCGGCAGUGGGGCCUAGUCGUCUCGACACUGCCCUUCUUGGGCCUUUUUCUGGGGGUUUUCUUCGCGCUUAUCAUCAAUCUGGCCUUUCAACCAUACUACUCUCGCGCCGUGGCAAACAACAAUGGUCGCGCCGUUCCGGAAGCGCGUCUCCCACCUAUGAUCGUCGGCUCAACCUUCUUCGUCAUUGGCCUCUUUCUUUUCGCAUGGACAGGACCUCCACCAACUAAUCCGGCGCCAUCGAUCAUAGCAACAGUCUUCAUCGGAGCAGGACUGACCACGUCAACUCCCAGCUUCAACGUCAUCUUCCAGCAAUGCAUCAACUUCCUCGUCGACAGCUACGGCCUGCACGCCGCCAGCGCCGUCUCGGCCAACACCUUCUUACGCUCCUUCUUCGCUUUCGGGCUGCCUCUCGCCGCUAACCCCAUGUUCCACAACCUUGGCGUUGGGCCGGCGGGCAGCAUCCUCGGCGGUGUGGCGGUUUUGGCGUGGCCGGUGCCGUUGGUUUUCAUGAAGUAUGGACGCCGGCUGAGGGCGAGGAGUAAGAUGGCGCCGGAGGAGGAGUGA
Neohortaea acidophila is the source of this 1677-nucleotide messenger RNA. RefSeq names its product major facilitator superfamily domain-containing protein. Lineage: Eukaryota; Fungi; Ascomycota; Dothideomycetes; Mycosphaerellales; Teratosphaeriaceae. Gene Ontology annotation, biological process: transmembrane transport. The transcript has 3 exons. Bases 1 to 1677 code for a protein of 558 amino acids. Gene Ontology annotation, molecular function: transmembrane transporter activity. The record is from RefSeq and is a predicted model, not a curated record.